Molecule: messenger RNA, 1314 nt
Organism: Aspergillus thermomutatus
Lineage: Eukaryota; Fungi; Ascomycota; Eurotiomycetes; Eurotiales; Aspergillaceae
Product: putative sulfate/molybdate transporter
Exons: 1
Coding region: 1-1314 (437 amino acids)
Biological process (GO): molybdate ion transport
Molecular function (GO): molybdate ion transmembrane transporter activity
Source: RefSeq, a predicted model, not a curated record
AUGAAGAUAGAAACUCUUCGCGAGAUAUCCUCUCGCAACCUGCGAACAUUUCGAAAUCACCCUGUCUCCGAGAUCUCCGGCUCUCUUGGCGAUCUGGGUACCUUUCUCCCAAUCGCCAUAGCCCUGGCCGUCAACGGGACCGUCUCACUGUCCAGCACCUUGAUAUUCUCCGGCAUCUUCAACAUCCUGACUGGUCUGUUUUUCGGGAUCCCACUGCCCGUGCAGCCCAUGAAGGCGAUUGCCGCGGUCGCCAUCGCCCGAUCCUUCAGCAACGGGACCAUCGCUGCCGCGGGGAUCUUCGUAGGCGCAUGCAUCCUGCUCUUCAGUGUGACGGGUCUACUUCGCUGGUUUGCCGAUGUGAUCCCCAUCCCGGUCAUCAAGGGGAUCCAAGUCGGCGCGGGAUUGUCCCUGGUCAUCGCCUCGGCGGGGAAGACCCUCGCACCGCUGGGGUGGAUCCACCCUUCGUGGGCGGACAAUCGUCUGUGGGCUGUUGCGGCGUUUAUUUUCCUGCUAUUCACGAACGUCUAUCGCAACGUGCCUUAUGCGCUACUUGUGUUCGCCCUGGGACUGACCUUCGCCCUCGUUCAGUCGGCUCUGGCGGCGAGUCUGCCGUCGCUGGAGAUCUGGCGUCCGUUCGUUGUGAUCCCAGGGCUGCCGGAGUGGAAGGUUGGCGCGCUGGAUGCGGGAGUGGGUCAGAUCCCGCUGACCACACUCAACUCGAUUGUGGCGGUCGUGCAUCUGGCGGGUGAUCUUUUGCCACGGGUGAAGACGCCGUCCAUCACGGCCGUCGGGUUGAGUGUGGCUGGGAUGAAUCUAGUUGGGUGCUGGUUCGGGGCGAUGCCGGUCUGCCAUGGCUCCGGUGGAUUAGCGGCGCAGUACCGAUUUGGUGCCCGUUCUGGCUCGAGUGUCGUUUUCCUGGGAGUGCUGAAGCUUGUGAUUGGUAUCUUCUUCGGCGAAACCCUGGUCGGCCUGCUGAAGCGGUUUCCUUCCGCGCUGCUUGGUGUGAUGGUCAUCGCCGCAGGCCUGGAGCUGGUCAGCGUCGGCGAGAGUCUCAACACAACUGGAGCCAGGGAUAUCGCCAUGUUUGGACAGGGUCUGACUGGCGAUGGCGAGCAUGAGAUCGGGCCCAUGCUGAGUGAUGUCGAGCGGAAGAGGCGGUGGACCGUCAUGAUGGUUACCGUGGGCUUGCUAGUCGGGUUCAAGAAUGAUGCCAUCGGCUUUGUGGCGGGCAUGCUAUGCCACUGGGUGUUUCAGCUGCCCUGGGCUUUUGAGAGAGCACGAGAGCGGUGGAGCGAGGGAAGAAUUAGGGUAUAG